AUGUCGUUCUCUACAGCCAGCAGUAUCCCCAAGGCCAGUAUCAGGGACCUCCCCGACGAGCUACUUCUUCAAAUCAUCCCUCAACUUAUAGUCGAGCCGCGCUUUGACCGAAGCGCCUACGGAAACCUAACAUCUCUUGCCGCCGCGAACAGUCGCUUCCCCAAAGUCGUUCGAACCACCUUUCACGAGCUUAAAGCACUUACGGUUCCACUCCCAAAAGCAUUCGCUUUGUUCCGAACGCUUCGGGAUUUUCCCGCUAACGAAUGGGCGGAUAAAGUCAAGUCUCUCGAAAUCACAAAUUAUGUGACUCCUGAGGCUCGGAAAGCAAACUACGGCGGCGAUGAAGACGGCUGCAUGCGAAGACCCUGGAGCAGUUCCCGAGAAUGUCAUCUUCGGCGCAAAUUGCGCGCUGGACUUCUACAGUACGGGGAUGCGCAACGCCGGUCGAGAAUGCCGUCGAGGCAGUUCGCUAUCGAGGCCGAGGUCACUUUCCGGACAGAUUGCCUAAACACCAUCCGGGAGGCUGAGGACGUUAGCAACCGGAACAAGCGGAUGUGGGCAGACGCGCUCCGAUCAGGUCACAACAACGCUUUCCUUGCUCUGCUUCUUUCUAUACUCCCAAAUCUCGAGGAACUACUUCUUGGUGGCGGCCAUGUAUUUCACUAUCCGAUGUUGCUCAGGGAUGCAGACCCGUGGCAAGGACCAAUGAGUCCGCAGGUUGAUGGCCGACGUCACUGGACCAAUGACCCCUCGACGCAACAACUACGAGAGCACAAGUACCUCGCUCAAGUCUUCGAGUCCAAGUACUCUCGCCUCACCAAGCUGGAGCUGCCAUCCUCGUGGAGUGGUAUAACACUUUCCAGAGCCUACCUGAUAUCGCCCAUAUACUACCAUUUCGAUGACUUACAAACGUUGAUAAUUCCGGAGUCUGCGCUUCCACCUAGUCACGUCGUGCUGGCCAACGGACUUUUGUUCUCGGUGUUGCCGGUGAGCCUCAAGUCUUUGACUAUUGUUGACUGUAUGGGUCUCACUACGGGGUUUGUGAGACGCUUGCUGAACGACACUGUUGUCGAUCCGACCACUUAUCUUCCAGAUCUGCGCUCCAUCAGCGUCUACUACAUCGGACGGCCCCUUUACCCAACGCUCAUACAUGGAGACAUUAUGAGAGCGAAAGCACUCGGAAUCACGAUGGACCGUUUCUUCUUGAACUACGUAAACCCGACAACGACGCUGAUGGCUUCAGACGUGGGAGGUCAACCAUGGAAAUUGACUACAGACGAGAUAUUUGGAAACGCGAAAAUCCCAGCACUAGAUCGAGGUGUUUGCGAAGUGGCUGGACAUUGGGUGGGGAGCAAGCAAAAAACGGUUCGUCCCACUGGUAAAGCGAAGGAACAUUUCCGAAAUCGUCGUGGCUAG
Messenger RNA from Alternaria viburni, 1416 nucleotides. RefSeq lists its product as uncharacterized. Bases 1 to 1416 code for a protein of 471 amino acids. The record is from RefSeq and is a predicted model, not a curated record. Lineage: Eukaryota; Fungi; Ascomycota; Dothideomycetes; Pleosporales; Pleosporaceae. The transcript has a single exon.